ACAAAGAGGGAGCAGUGAGGAGAAACGGCAGACAAGGAUAGAGAGAGUGACUGAGAGAAGACUGAGGGGGAGAGAGAGAGAGAGAGAGAGAGCGUCUGAGAUAAAAGGUUUGCAUGCAGAUUGCCCAGGACAGCCUAGUAAAACAGCAGGAACAUGUUGGAGAGCUUUUUUUUUCAAGUGACUUCCAUUACAAUUGCUACAGCAGAGGAGAUGCUCAUAUGAGGAGAGAAAGUGACUCAGAAUUACUCUGCAUUUUAUCACAAGAGGCUCUCUUUGUUUCUACUGUAGGAAAAACGCAGAAAGAGUGUCUAGUCAUGGAUGACUCUAGAGAACCUACUGAAUAGAUCUCAGUCCUACACCAUGGUUCAGCAAAGGAGCCACAAAUACUCGUCAGUCAUGGACAGCAAUUCUACCAGAGAGGUGUUUGUGGGACUGGCAGCAGAAGAUGAUGCUGAGGUGUUUGGACACAUACCUUCCAACAAAGACCCCAACUGGUGCAAAACUCCUACCGGGCACAUCAAGAGACCAAUGAAUGCUUUUAUGGUCUGGUCCCAGAUUGAGAGACGAAAGAUCAUGGAGCAGUGGCCAGACAUGCACAAUGCUGAGAUCUCAAAACGUCUUGGAAAGCGCUGGAAAUUACUGCCCGAUUAUGAGAAGAUCCCCUUCAUCAAAGAGGCAGAGAGGUUGCGCCUUAAGCACAUGGCUGACUAUCCUGACUACAAGUACCGUCCCAGGAAGAAGAGCAAGUGCUCCACCCCUGUGAAACUUGGGGAGAAGCUGUCCCUGAAAUCCAGCAGGUCCCAUUCAGGAAGAUCUACUGGGCUUUCCAGCAAAGGGCUAAAGACUAAACCCAAUUCCUCCAAGCAUAACUUCAGUGGCAAUAAAUACAAGAGCUACAGUGAGAGCAUGAGCGAUGACGACACAGUGGAUGUAAACUUAGAAAGUCCAGUGAUGUUACAAGAUAAUCACAACCAGACAAGUCACCUUGUCCUACACCAGCCGGCUACCAUUCACCCUGAGCACCAGCGAGCAGUUCCUGAGCUCAGAGUGAAGGUGCCCAUCUCCCACACCAGCAGUAUCUCCUCCGACAGCGAGUGCAAGGCUCCACCAGAGUCCACGAUGAGUGAGCCACAAGGGUCGACCUGUGGAAGAUCUUCCACACCGACGUCAACCAGCUCCUCCUCUUUAGUGUCGUCAGUGUGUUCAGAUGAGGAACUGGAUGAGGAAAUCUUGCAUAUCAUAUCUAACAGUAUGCCUAUGGACUGCUCCACUUUGGACAAGGACUUUGAAGCAUUUCAUGCCAACUCAGGAUCUCAUUUUGACUUCCCAGAUUACUGCACUCCAGAGGUGAAUGAAAUGAUUUCUGGGGACUUGCUUGUGCCCAGCAUCUCAGAUCUAGUGUUCACCUACUGAAGUCAAGUGGAGUGUUAUUGGGCCAGCAUAGCUGCCAAUUUGAAAUAAGAGAGGUCUUGAAAUGAUGUAGUAUUGGACGAUUUCUUAUUCCAUGUGUUUAUUUUUCUCAAUGAAUUCCGUAAGUGCUAUUGCUUUCCUUUCCAAGCAUGUCACAUCUUGUUGGUCUAGCUAAGCGACACACAGGGCUAUGCAGAGCUGUUUACAAGAGUAAGAUGUUUAGAAUUUCUCCAACACUUUUUAGGUCAGAGGCAGCUGGGUGUAAUACUUAGUGACAAGAAACCAAGUUUUAACAGCUGCCUUGAUAAAUGUUUUAAACCUCACGUUAAUGUCUUGAAGCCUCUGAUGGGAAGCAGUCAAGCUGUGAUCAAUUCCAGACAAAGAUAGUAUCUAUUUAAUAUGCGGCACUGUCAUUUUCAUGACUGUGCUCAUAACAGUGUUACUUCUAAUCGUUACGCAUUCAAAUGAGUUCUCCAAGAAGCUUCUGUGGACGUACUCAAAUAUAUUGCCGUCUGGAGGUCUGCUGACAGUAUCAGUGCAAUAAUAUUCUGAAAAACUGAGGUGGAAAUGAUGAAAAGGAAAUGGUGAAGCUUAUUAAAAUCUGCAGCACUUGUCAGGCACACAGUAUAGCAUUAGUUAUGCAGCAACCAAGACAAGUGCUGGCACAUAAUUCAUAUCGUAUUCUUUAAUUAGGUAAUAACACUUUCAUCACCUUGCUAUUGCCGCAGACUUGGAGACACACGUGUGCUUUAAAAGCAGCUCUGCAUCAGCCCUGCAUGCAGGUGUUUGUGUGUGCAUCUAUGUGUGCCUGAACUGUUUGGACUGCGGACAGAGGGGGUUUAAGAGGGGUUUGGGGUUAAGGAAUGGGGGUUGGGAUUGGUUCUUUCAGGGAACUGUGCAUCUGUCCAUGCAGGCAGCAGCUUUUAUGCAGGGGUCACACUCUGUGCUUACUGAGUGUCUGCCGGAGGUUGGGGGAGGCGCAGGGGCUCCCACACCAGUUCGCUGAAAUGCAUGUCAUGUCUGCAGUCUGGCUGCAGCUGCCCCGAUCAGGGCGAGAAAUCUGUGUCUGCCAGCUGGCCCCCAAUGACUCUCUCAGGGAUCGUUUGUCUAGGUCCUAGUGCCUCCUGUAGGUAAUUCAUCUGUGAUGAUCCAUGUGUGAGUGUCUUUUUCUCUCACCCGCUCUACCGGAGAAACCAUCUCUGAAGCCAACUGAAGUGACCGAAUGCUCCGAUUUGUCCAUCCUCUUUUUGCACCCACAUGCUCUUAAUAAUUUCAGCUCAGUUGCCGCCCGGGAGACCAGCAUUAUUUACCACCUACCAACAGUUGUCAGAGAAGGAGACAACAAACCCUGCAGUCCAUCUCUUACAUAAACUGUUGAUCCUCCUUAAUUCCUGAUGCCCUGUAAAGAUGCAGCACCACGCUGUGUAUCUGCAGCUUAAAGCUAAAGAACACAAAAGGAAAGGGACCUGCUGUGUGUUUGCUUUUGGUUUAACCUCACUGUUUGGGCUGCAUAAUGACUACUUUUGUCACAUUGAUCACAGAAGCAUAAAUAGUAUCCAUCUUGCUGUGUUCCUAAUCAUAUGAAGGGUUGACUGAACUAGUUCUUAUCAACGGUGUGACCAGUAUAUUUUAUAGUUUGCAAAAAUCUUAGUUUAACCAACUAGCUUUAGAACAUACUGCUAAGUGACGCCAUGUUCAUGGUGAAAUGACACACAAACCACAAGUAAUUCAGGUAUCUGUAUUUGAACUGAAAAGGGAUAUGUCUAUGGAAAGAUGGGCAGAGUUUGUGAUACAAGGCCUUUGAUCGUUCUUAAAACAAACAUAUUUGAGGAUUUGCGUGAUUUCAACCUGAAAUGAUGGCAUUUUAAAUGCUUAAAACUGUAGAAACUUUUAGAAAUAACUCAAGUUCAAUUUCUUUAAGAUUAAGGCAAUGACAGCAUUAACUGAAAAACCAAAAUGAAGUUUGCAUGUCUCAUGAAUAAGGUUUUCUGGAAAGGCUAAAUGCAAGGCUUGGGCCUUCAACAAUCAUCAGGGAAUUCAUUUCAGGACAGCGAUAAUUUCAUGAUACUGCAGAUUCUGACAUUGUAAAAUGGGUCGCCAUAUCUGAGGUUCACAGACAGGUACAAGUCUUUGCAUUGAGACAUGUGUCAAUCAAACCUCUCUCAAAAAAUUACUGAAAAACUGUAACAGGUCACACACUGAACCAAUACAGUACCAACACCAGCAGACAAAAAACAAAAAAAUGGACUCAGGACUAAAACCAUCAGCCCAGUGUGGAUCUGCUUUGAUUCAUUACUAAGAUACACUCCGUUUGGCCAUUGUAUGUUAUUGUAGAUGAUCUGCAAACUAACUGUAUGUAGCAUCAAAGGUCAAUCUGCAAUGUUAUACCUUUUUUAAAAAUUAAAUAUUUGCCACAAUACUUUGGGUGUAUUUUUCAGCUGUAAAUAAAACAUCUAUUUAAACCUGUCUUAAACUUACAUCUUGGCAACAUAUAUGCUUUUUUUUUCUUGCUCAUUUUGCAAUUGUUUAUGGUACUAUUUUAUAGAACAUUUUGUACUUACAAUUAUUAUGGUGACAUAUAUUUAUUUGAUAUUUUAGUAGAAGCACCAGAGAAUAUAAUAGACACAUCACAGAUGGGCUCUGGCAAAUUAGUGUCAAAGUGAUAAAUGCAGAAAGCUGUAUAUAACUGAAGCGGUGUAAAAAUACCCAUCUGCUCUGCUCCUCCUACUCUGGGCUUGCGAUUAAUGAAUAGCAUUCUGUGGGACAGAAAACCAAGGACAAUGCUAAUUUCACACAGGCCAGACACAGCUUUGCUAAACCUGUCAUAUGUGGAGCAUGCAAUUCCUCACACAGCCAUGCAUGUCUGUCACAAACCUGCUGUC
This is a messenger RNA of Myxocyprinus asiaticus (Chinese sucker), 4292 nucleotides long. RefSeq names its product transcription factor SOX-11-like. The record is from RefSeq and is a predicted model, not a curated record. Gene Ontology annotation, biological process: cell differentiation; regulation of DNA-templated transcription; anatomical structure morphogenesis. Lineage: Eukaryota; Metazoa; Chordata; Actinopteri; Cypriniformes; Catostomidae. The coding region runs from base 319 to 1413 and encodes 364 amino acids. Gene Ontology annotation, molecular function: RNA polymerase II cis-regulatory region sequence-specific DNA binding; DNA-binding transcription factor activity, RNA polymerase II-specific. The transcript has 2 exons.